Haliaeetus leucocephalus (bald eagle) is the source of this 5328-nucleotide messenger RNA. It is a transcript of the gene ADAMTSL3, whose product is annotated as ADAMTS-like 3. Gene Ontology annotation, biological process: extracellular matrix organization. Gene Ontology annotation, molecular function: metalloendopeptidase activity. The transcript is spliced from 30 exons. The record is from RefSeq and is a predicted model, not a curated record. The coding region runs from base 1 to 5328 and encodes 1775 amino acids. Lineage: Eukaryota; Metazoa; Chordata; Aves; Accipitriformes; Accipitridae. Gene Ontology annotation, cellular component: extracellular matrix.
AUGGCCAGCCCUAAAGCCACAGGGCUCUUCUGGGAGAUCACUUGGCUUGCUAUUGCUAUCUAUGCUCAUCUACAGACAAGAGCAGAGCAAUCCCAAGGUGCAUACUUCUUGCCUGAGUUUGCACUUUCUCCACAGGGGAGUUUUCUUGAGGAUACCACGGGGGAACAAUUCCUCACUUAUCGUUAUGAUGACCAGACCUCCAGAAUUACCCGCUCUGAUGAAGAUAAGGAAGGCUCCUGGGAUGCCUGGGGGUCCUGGAGUGAUUGCUCACGGACCUGUGGGGGGGGAGCCUCUUACUCGCUGAGGAGAUGUUUAAAUGGCAGGAACUGUGAAGGUCGGAAUAUUCGAUACAAAACCUGCAGUAGUAAUGACUGCCCUUCAGAUGUUGGUGACUUUAGAGCACAACAGUGUUCAGCCUACAAUGAUGUCAAAUACCAGGGACAUUUUUAUGAGUGGAUCCCUGUGUAUAAUGAUCCUACUGCACCGUGUGCCCUGAAAUGUCAAGCUCUGGGAAAGAACUUGAUUGUGGAGCUUGCCCCAAAAGUGCUAGAUGGUACUCGCUGCAAUACUGAAUCCUUGGAUAUGUGCAUCAGUGGAAUAUGCCAGGCAGUAGGCUGUGAUCGACAACUUGGGAGCAAUGCCAAGGAAGACAACUGUGGAAUCUGUGCAGGAGAUGGUUCAACAUGCAGGCUUGUGAGGGGACAAGCUAAGGCACAUGUCUCACCAGAAAAAAGGGAAGAAACGGUGAUUGCUGUACCACAUGGGAGUCGCAGUGUGAGAAUUACCCUGAAAGGACCAGCACACCUUGUUAUAGAGUCAAAGACACUACAAGGAGACAAGGGAGAGCACAGUUUCAAUGCUCCUGGAACAUUUGUCAUAGAAAAUACAACUGUUGAAUUUCAGAAGAGUACAGACAGGGAAAUCGUAAAGAUCCAGGGACCUCUUGGAGCAGAUUUCAUUAUCAAGACCAGGUACUCUGGAUCAAAAGAGAGUGUGGUUCAGUUCUUUUUCUAUCAACCCAUCAGUCAUCAGUGGAGGCAAACAGAGUUCUUCCCCUGCACAGUGACGUGUGGAGGAGGUUAUCAGCUUAAUUCAGCUGAAUGCGUGGAUAUUCGUCUGAAGCGUGUUGUUCCUGACCACUACUGUCAUUACUAUCCAGAAAAUAAGAAACCAAAGCCCAAGCUAAAAGAAUGCAACAUGGAUCCCUGCCCUUCUAGUGACGGAUUUAAAGAAAUCAUGCCCUAUGAUCACUUCCAGCCACUUCCUCGGUGGGAACAUAACCCUUGGACUGCAUGUUCAGUUUCCUGUGGAGGUGGCAUUCAGAGGAGAAGUUUUGUGUGUGUAGAGGAGACCAUUCAUGGAGAGAUACUGCAAGUGGAAGAAUGGAAAUGCAUGUAUGCCCCUAAGCCCAAAGUGAUUCAAACCUGCAAUCUGUUUGAUUGUCCUAAAUGGGUGGCAAUGGAAUGGUCUCAAUGCACAGUGACCUGUGGCCGAGGCUUGCGUUACCGAGUAGUGCUGUGUAUUGACCACCGUGGGCAACAUGUCGGUGGCUGUAAUCCACAACUUAAACUACAUAUAAAAGAAGAGUGCAUCGUGCCAAUACCGUGUUACAAGCCAAAAGAAAAAAAUCCUGUGGAAGCAAAAUUGCCAUGGUUUAAACAGGCACAUGAAAUGGAAGAGACCAGAACAGUCUCAGAAGAGCCAACGUUUAUUCCUGAACCCUGGUCUCCGUGCAGUGCCACGUGUGGCAAUGGCAUACAGGUGCGAGAUGUGAAAUGCCGAAUUCUUCUCGUGUUUACUCAGACUGAGGUUGAACUGCCUGAGGAGGAAUGUGAAGAUGUGAAGCCACCAACAGAACGAGUCUGUCACCAGGCAUCCUGUGACAGUGAUCCUGUCCCCUAUACACCAGAAUUUUCACAUGCUGAAGAUGGCAGUGUGAUUUAUGACUGGGAAUACAUUGGUUUUACUCCUUGUUCAGCCACUUGUCUUGGAGGAACACAAGAAGCGAUUGCAAUGUGUCUGCAUGUAGAGACGAAACAAGCCGUCAAUGAAACCCUGUGUGACAAUUCCAAGAGACCACCACCAAUGACUCGUACUUGCAAUAUGAAGCUUUGCCCUCCAAGGUGGCAAAGCGGCUCCUGGAGACGCUGCUCAGCUACGUGCGGGGUUGGGAUACAGACGAGAGAUGUGUACUGCCAGCAGCCGGGGGGAUCUGCUGUUGCUGCUGAAGACUGCAAAGACAAAAAGCCUCAUUCUUUACAAGCUUGUAACCAGAUUGAUUGUCCCCCUGGUUGGCAUGUUGAGGAAUGGCAACAGUGUUCACGUACUUGUGGAGGAGGGAUUCAGACCCGCAAAGUGUACUGUAGGCAGCUGUUGACGGAUGGAAGUUUCCUGAAACACUCUGAUGACACCUGCCCGGAACCUAAAUUGCCAACUAGUAAACCAUGUGCAAAAGUUGAUUGUCCUCCUCAGCUAGUUGUAGGAGAAUGGUCCAAGUGCUCAGUAAGCUGUGGUGUUGGAAUCCAGAGAAGGAAACUUGCCUGCCAAAACCUAACAGCAAAGGGCCAAUAUGUCACAUUAAAUGGAUCAAUGUGUAGUGGUCUGUCUCCUUCACUGCUUGUAAGGACUUGUCAGAUGAAUGCCUGCAACAAGAUUAAACCAAAGCUUCCAGAAAAGUAUUCUGCUCAUGGACCUCAGAUUGUCAGUAUUCACCGAGUCUAUAUUCAAACAAGACAAGAAAAGCGCAUUAAUUUUACCAUAGGAAGCCGAGCCUACUUACUUCCAAAAACAUCUGUUGUAAUUAAGUGCCCUGUACGAAGGUUCCAGAAAUCACUUAUCCGGUGGGAGAAAGAUGGACAAGACUUACAAAACUCUAAAAGACUUGGCAUCACCAAGUCAGGCUCACUGAAAAUACAUAGUCUUGAAGCUACUGAUAUUGGUGUGUACCGGUGUAUUGCAGGCUCUGUGCAUGAAACAUUUGUACUGAAACUCAUUGGUACAGACAACAGAUUGAUAGAACCACCGAAUCUUAGAAAACAUGCCAGUGAGACCAGUAACCCAGAUCACAAUGAGGCCAACAGCUUUGGGGCCAAAUGGCAUAAAAUGAGCAAAAUGUGGCAAAUGUGGAGUAAGAAGAACGAGCUCUAUCUGGGUGACAGGCAACUAAAUGAUCAGCCAUUUCUGCGACAUCUUGAAAACUUUGGGAGUAAUUCAGCAGAAGACUUCAGCUCUCGUGAAUUCAAGAAUAAACGAUUGGAGGCAGCAGUUCUCCAAGGCGCCUACAGCAUGGACACGGUGCAGUUUGAAGAACUGAUAAGGAACAUGAGUCAGCUCAUUGAAACUGGAGAAGUCAAUGAUGACUUGGCAUCCCAGGUCAUUUAUCAAUUAGUUGCUGAAUUAUCUAGGCCUCCACAGCCAACUACUGAAAAAUGGAAGGGGGCCCAGGAUGAGAAACUUGCCUCAAAACUCACGGGCAAAUCACCAAAUGAAUCUGAACGUUUCAGCACAAAAACUGUUGAUAAGUUAAUGUUUGACCAGAAGGUUCCAGUUAUUAUGAGGCAAAAGGAAAUUCCUCAAGUUUCCUUCAACAAAACAGUGACUGUACGAAUUGGAAAUACAGUUUUUCUGACCAAGAAUACUCAUGCUGUCAAUCUCCUGUGUGAAACAGCUGGUAUUAGUGAAGUGAAAUAUACUUGGACAAAAGAUGGCGAGACAUUAAAAGCCUCUGAGAAGGUGAUCCUGGACACCAUUGGAAAAGUGCAGAUUCGGAAUCCUAGUCAAAAGGAACUUGGUACAUAUGGAUGCCUGGUUGUCAAUGACUUUGGUAUUGAUAUGGAAACAUCAUUGCUAUUGCGUGCAGAGAUUCCUGUCAUCUUGUCCUCUGAGUUAAAUGUAACAAAUCUGGAAGCCAGCAGUCUCUCAGCAGUUGUUGGAGGUACAAUCGUGGCAAGAAUUGGAGCAAAUAUUAUGGUUGAUUGUCCAGUGAAAGGUGUUCCCCGACCAAAUGUAACAUGGUUUAAGAAGAAAGACAUUCUACAAAUCAAUUCUUUUUUGGUUUUGAAUGGCUCUUUAUUUCUGAGGAAUGUUUCCUAUGAAGAUGCAGGAACAUACACUUGCAGAGCAACUAACGCUCUUGGAAAAGCUGAAGCUGUGUCUGUUCUUCACUUAACUGAACAAAGAUUUACAGAGAAUAACACUCUAUUAUCAAAGGUAGGCAGAAGAAAGCGUGUCCUAAUGGCAUCUGGAAUUGGUACAAAUGUCAGCGUGGUACCUGGAGAGCCACUAAGAAUAGGUUGCCCGGUGCUGCCCAGCUACAGAAAUACAGUUCACUGGCUUUUCAGAGAUAGUCCAAUUGAGGAAGUUAAGACCUUGGAAUACCGAACCCUGGUUGGGGGUCGUAUCCUAGAGGUGAACACCAACUCUGGUCAAUUUGCUGGACAAUUCCAAUGUUGGACUUCAGCUAGUGCAAAACUAAUGUCAGUUUGGGUAAAUGUCAAGAAGGAAGAUUAUAAAUGGGAAUAUGCGGAGUGGAGUACUUGCUCUGCUAGCUGUGGGAAUUCAGGAACCCGUUCCAGAAGACUACAGUGCAUGAAUGCAGAGAAGCAGCAAGUAAAUGAAUCAUUAUGCAGAGAGCUGCAAAAGCCAGGGAUUAUUUACCAGUCAUGCAACACAGAUGACUGCCCUGCCAGGUGGGUAACUAGUCCAUGGUCUGAGUGCUCUGCAUCUUGUGGCAAUGGAUUUCGCUAUCGACAAAUAACUUGUCAACAAGUAAAAGCCAAUGGCACUGUCCUGACACUGCUACCAGAUGCUUGUAUACACAGAGAUCGUCCUGUGGGAAGGAAAUCCUGUAUGGGUCAUUUGUGUACAGUGGGGACAGUACAGACAAAAGGACAGUGUUCUGGUCGCUGUGUAGGCCACCCUGUAGGUUUACAGCAUCGUCACUUUAUAUGUCAACUUCGUAAUGGAUCUUUGGUGCCAAGCUCUUCUUGUGAUGAAAGAAAGAGGUCUCCUGUCAGAAGAAACUGUUCUUCAGAGGUGUGUGAUGUCUAUUGGCGGACAGGCCCUUGGAGGCCUUGCAGUGUGGACUGUGGGAGCGGAUUUCAGUCAAGACGAGUGUACUGUGUACACAGAAAGAGUAACAAACCUGUGGCUGAUCAGUAUUGCGGAUGGAGGAAGAGACCAGUGACCUGGCAACACUGCAGUGACACAUCCUGUGGCAAAGGCGAAUGCAAGGAUACAACUCACUACUGUACAUUUGUAAAGCAGCUAAAGUUAUGCUUGAUAGCGACCUACAAACAAAGAUGUUGUCAAUCAUGUCAAGAAAUGUAA